ACUGAAAUUGAUCAGGUGAUCUUCAGUGUGAUCACGAGACUGUUCAACGACAAACAAAUAAAGCCUUCGCCUUGAAAAGUGACGUAUGAUUGUUGACACAGUGUUGGACUUUGAUAUUUGGGUCAUUGUUUGUUACAAAAGCGAGAAAAUAAUCCAGCGAUAUGACAGACAGAAGUUCAAGAUCAGUAUCAUACGGCGGUGUGGAAUCGCAUUAUACAGCAAGAGACGAGAUAAACGAAGGCGAAGCUGGAUCGAGAGGCGGCAACAACAUGACGGUGAGCGCAGAGAUUUCCAACGGGGGCCGGGCCGCUACCACUACAGCUCCUGGUCCGACGAGUGGGACGUCUGGGGACGAGAGUACUCCACUGCUCCGAUACGAAUUGAACAGGAGUAUUUCAAGAAAUCCCAUCAACAGUGCUCGAAAUUUGUCCACCUUAUUUGGCUGUUUUAUGCCAUGUGUGCUCUCUAUUUUCAGUGCCAUUCUCUUUUUGCGUGUUGGUUUCGCCAUUGGUCAUGCUGGCCUGUUAGAGACAAUUGGCAUGUUCACACUGGGAUACUUCAUCGUUCUACUGACUGUUCUCUCGCUGUGUGCAAUCUCAACAAAUGGAGCAGUGGAAGGAGGUGGAGCAUACUUCAUGAUCAGCCGUGCAUUGGGACCAGAACUCGGAGGCAGUAUCGGGUUCAUAUUUUACCUUGCUAACGUCUUCUCCUGUGCUUUCAACGCUAGUGCUUUCACUGAGAUUCUAGAAGAUAAUUUUGGAGCGUCUGGGUCUCUUGUUCGUAAUGGCAUUCCAACUGGGGGACCAAACAAGCGCUGGUGGACCUUUCUUUACAGUUCCUCAGUCUUAAUGUUCUGUUUUCUGGUGUGUCUCAUCGGAGCAAAGAUGUUCGCCCGGACCACGGGUAUCAUCUUCCUUACCGUCCUGGCUGCCAUCGUCACCGUCAUAGUCAACGCUUUUAUCCGGGAACCGUUUGAAGUUCAUUUGCCUACAGACAAUCCGCUGAUUGCGGAGAAUGCAACGGCCAACUAUACGGGGCUCAGCCUUCAAACUCUAGAGGAUAAUCUGUUUGAUAAUUAUACAAAGGAUUACACCACACUUGAGCCUCAGACUUUCUUGACUGUGUUUGCUAUCGUCUUCAAUGGCAUCACGGGAAUUAUGGCCGGGGCUAAUAUGUCAGGUGAACUCCGCAACCCGGGACGAGCGAUCCCCUUAGGAACCUUGGGAGGGUGUGCCUUUACAGCAAUCAUUUACAUCAUUGUAUUUCUUCUUGUCGCUGCAACCUGUACCAGGGAUCUGUUGAUAAAUGAUUACAAUUUCCUGCAGCAUGUCAACGUAGUCGGUCCCCUGAUUGCUGUAGGGGUCAUCGCAGCGACCCUCUCGACCUCUCUCAGUACUCUGAUUGGUGGAUCAAGAGUCCUUGUUGCUCUGGCUAAGGAUAGGGUUUUUGGAUCUGUGACCAACCCGAUAGCUAGAGGAGUUACUAAGGAUGGCAAUCCAAUAGCAGCUCUCAUUGUGUGUUGGUUUAUGGUACAGAUGGUCCUCUUCAUAGGAGAACUGAAUGCCAUAGGUCCGUUGGUAUCAGUCUUCUUUCUACUCUCCUAUGCAUGCGUCAACCUCGCCUGUCUAGCGUUGGAAGUCGCUUCCGCUCCAAAUUUCAGGCCAUCGUUCAAAUACUUCUCCUGGCACACUUCACUGCUUGGUAUGAUAGGCUGUAUCAUCAUGCUCUUCCUCAUUGAGCCCAUCUGGGCGUUCGCAGCCAUAGGUCUCUUCAUCUUCCUCCUCGUAGUCGUCAUCAUCUGGGGGCCUCACAACCAGUGGGGCUAUGUCAGCCAGGCACUUAUCUUCCAUCAGGUUAGGAAAUACCUUCUAUUGCUAGAUGUCCGCAAGGCCCAUGUCAAGUUCUGGAGACCGCAGAUCCUACUCCUGGUCUCCAACCCUCGCGCUUCCACCCAACUCAUACGCUUCGUUAACGACAUGAAGAAGAGCGGCCUCUACGUGAUAGGGCACGUCAAGACAGGAUUUUUUGACGAGUUUCCCUCCGAUCCCGUACAGCAAGAAUACCCAGCCUGGCUCUAUCUGGUGGAAUCGCUCAAAGUGAAGGCUUUCGUCGAACUGACGCUGGCUCCUACUGUACGGGAGGGAGUCACACAUUUGAUGCGCAUCUCUGGGCUAGGUGGUAUGAAACCAAACACAGUCGUAAUGGGUUUCUAUGACGACAAGAUACCCGUCAACUCACUCAGCCAAUCCCAGGCUGAGAAACAAUCUCGCUUCCGCUUCAACACAGACGAUGAAGAGGAGGAGAUGGGGAAUGUGCUGACCCAGUUCCCCAAGCUACGGGCAGAGACCGAGACCAAGGCUCUAUCGGCCGACCAGUACGUCUUGAUGAUCUGCGACGCAAUGCGACUGCGCAAGAACAUCUGUCUGGCGCGUCACUUCUCAUCUCUAGACAUGGAUGCUCUCCUGGACAGCUCUAAGGACUCUUACAUUGAUGUCUGGCCAGUCAACUUCCUCAAGCCCGAGCUAGCCGGUUACCUAGACACUGCUUGCAUAUUCCUCCUCCAGCUGGCGUGCGUCCUGCACAUGGUCCCCAAGUGGAACCGUCACACGCGACUCCGCGUCUUCCUCUGCGUAGACUCGGACUACCAAUCCACCCAGAAGAAGAAGGACAAGCUGAACAAGUUCCUGGUCGAUCUCCGCAUCCACGCGGAGGUCGUCACCGUUCCAUGGAACCAUAUAACGUCACUGAAGACCUACCAGAUGAACUUGCCGAAUGGCGAUGCUGCUCCAAGCCUCGUCAGGUCUAUAUCUGAUGAGUAUCUACUUGCACUGAAUCGGAUGGUGAAGGACCACACAGCGUCUACUGCUGUCGUCUUUGGUUAUUUACCCCUCCCUCCAGCGGACCCACAGUACCACAUGACAUAUUUACACCAUUUAAAUCUCUUAACCAAAGACCUACCACCAUCGGUGCUUGUGCAUGGCUUCAGUGAAGUAACCUCAACUGUAAUGUAAUACUUUCAAAUCAAACUAGUACUUCAAAUAAUGAACAGUGUUUUAAAAAGUAAGAAAUAUAAUCAUGUAUUUAUACACUUUUUAUGCAUCUUCGUAUUUAUGAACCAAUUUUUAUACUUAUUUGCUCGCUCACUGAAAGGUUAAUGGAGGAUUGCUUUUUAGAUGAUGUUUGUUUGGAAAUUGAGUGCAAUAAUAUGUGAAAUUGUGAUGACACAUCGUAUCAAGUGUUGGGAAUAGUUUCCCCGGCUAACCAGUUGGUAGGAUUUAUUCUCUAUUUUAGCUGUUAUCUGCCCUUGCCUGAUGAGUUUGUAUUGGGUUAGUUUGUUCCAUAUGUCUAUGGUGGCAAUACUUUGUGUGCAUCAGCAGGGGACUAAAUCGGUUUUAUAGUCAACCCUAGACAGCUGGCAGCCGUCUGUUUCGAGGUGAUUUUUAACAUUUUUUAAUUUUUCUAUUUCUCCUCGUACACAGACGGCUCGCGAUCGUACAACCACCAUUAGGAGUUAACAAUGCAAAAUCUCUCCGACGGGGCUCAUUGAUUUUUGUCUUAAUUCAUUAAAAUAUAUAAAAAGAACUGGACCAAAAUAAAGAUAUUUAUUCCGUAUUGGCCUGAAAUGCACCAAAACGGGAAAAAAAUAAACUUAAAAGGGGAAAAAACAGUGACUUACUUCGGCUGUCGUGCAACUCCCACUUCCUUGGUUUGUCCGAACUUAAUACAUAAACUUAUGGCCAUUGAGUCCCUGUACAUAUAGAGUUAGAUCUUCGGUCUCUGUAAUUGGUGAGUGGAGUCAGCGGAACAACUAAUAUAACAGAGACCGAAGCUUUUGUUCUAAGUCAACCCUAACUAGGCCAGGCUAUUUUGGUAGUUUAUAAUGCAGGGGAGAGGCCUCCAAGGCCCCACCCUCUUGUUCUCUGCUGUCAACUUCUCGAUCAUGCCAAAAAUUGACAUGUAUGUUUUGAAAAAUUGUAUGAUUUCAUUGGUUAUGCUAAUUUAUACAUGAAAUCAAGAGUUCUGCUGUGAAUCAAGGUCAGGACCAAAUAUCAUAAUUUAGGGUCCAAUCCCAAUUUGAGACCUCUUACGUAAUUUUUUUUUUUAAUGUGAUAUCAAAAGUACAUGUAAUUUCCUGUGAAUUUUGAUUUGUGAAUUUCUGGGGCGGUAUUCUGAACAUUGUCUUUUCUCCAUAUUUUAUCUUUUCUCAGAGAUAUGACAAAAUCGGUAUCCUGGUGGAUGUCAUAACUUUUGUCACAAAAAUUGUCAUAAAUUUUGUCUCUUCUCUUUAGCGCGCACCAAAAAUACGCGGCUUUAAAUGCGUGUAAUCCUUUCAUACGAUCAAAAGAUAUGACAGGGGGUAGCAGUCAUAAAUUUUGUCAUAUCUUAUAGUACCAAAUAUCCCGAUACACUGCCGAAUGAAUGUCUAGCAUACAAUAUUAUUUAGAUUAGAUUGUGGUAUUAGUUUCACUCAUCAUCCAUGACAAUUUUCAAAAUUAUUUUUUCAUGCUACAAUUAAUUAGGCCCUACAUAUUAAUUCCUCCUUUUUUUCUCUGUUUUCCUUCUUUUUCUACUUCUCUAAAAUCCUUCACAGCUCCGUCUCUCUUUGUAAUUAAGCGCAUCAAUAUUUGCAUAGUUGCGCGAUGCCAGUAACUGUAUUGGGGAUACGCCCUACCUGUCGCGGGGCCUUCCUAUUGGCUAGAAGGGCUCCCACUGGGAACUAACAAUGAUUUUGAUUGGUUUACUUCCGAAAAGAUGGGCGGGAACUUUGAGAGAUAUGACAGGGAAAAGACAAUGUUCAGAAUAACGAUUUUUGACAAUCAUAGCGGUGUCACAACUUAAAGAGAAAUGACAAAAUUUAUGACAAAAGUUAUGACAGUGUUCCAGAAUACCACCCCUGAUGUUUUUCUUUGGCUAGUUAGACAGUAACUUUUAUUGAAAUACAUUUAUGCAGGUACAUGUAGAGUAUUUGGGUUUUUCAGAUAUAUUCAAUCUCCUUAUGGGUAUGUCUCUUACAUAUUUUUAAUCAGUCAUGAAGGUCAGCUGCAUCAGUACUGUUAAAAGACCCUAUUCAGAACCAUAGAAAGUUAUUACAAGAAUGCAGCAGUUUUUAAUUCAAAUUCUAAUUUGAUUUUGUAUACUUUAAAGAUAUGCAGACAUUUUUAUAUUUAUGUGCCUUUUCUAUGAUCUUUACUUUCAUACUUUGUGAACGUUAUUUAUGAAUUACUUCCUCCAAUGUUAAGUAGCCUCCUGUGCAUGUCAUAAGUGAGGGAAGGAAAAUUCUUCUUUCUUCUCUCCCUUCUUUUUCCUCACCUCCUUGCCAUAUCUUUCUCCUCCUUCCUCCCUUCUCCAAUUUCUAUUCUUUACUCUUCUUUUCCUCUCAUCUUUACUCUUCUCCUCAUCAUCAUCAUUCUUAUGAUCCUACUUCUCCUCUUUCUCUUCCUUCAUCCCCUUCUCCUUGUUCUCUUCCUCCUUACUUUUCUUCUUCUUCCUCCUUCUCCUUCCCCCUUCUCCUUUUCCACUUUCAAACAAAAAUGAUGAUUCCAAAAUUGUACUUACCUGUUAUUAGCAGUAACAUAUUAUAUCAUGCACUUGAAACAUACAAACAGGUAUGACAUCAUAGAAUGUGACAAUGAAUGUGUAAACACAUUUGAUGUGAUUGUAUAUCAAUAAUAUACCAGUAUGAAACUUCUUUAAAAAUGUUGAUAUAGAUGUUGAGGUAUACAAUGAAUUCAGUAAUGUAAUACCGGUAUGAGACUUUUUAAACAAUGUUAAUACAGAUAUUGAGGUGUAUAAUAUUUAAUUUAUAUAUGUACAUGUAUACUAAUCUGAAAUCAUAUUGAGCAAUCUAUUUUUAUUACAAGUUAGGGUAUAUGUUCAAAUUUCCUAAACAAUAUAUUUCAAAAUAUAGAGUAUACUUAUCAUCAAUUGUCACAAGGACAAAAUACAAGUCCAUACAAAAGUGCAAGAAAAUAAAAAGCAGAUUUGUUUUUUCACAUGCCCCACACAUGGUCAUUUUUACCUACAUAAUGUGAUUUUCCUUUGGCUCUGUUGAUAUGUUACGUUUUUGUUAAUUUUUUAUAAUACAUAUUCAUAUUUUAAGGACAAAUUUUACUUGAAACUAAAAUCUCAAUUGAAAUAUUGAAAUUUCUUAAAAUGUACAAUGCUUACUGUUAUAAAAUUUAUUAAAGAUUUUGCUUUUUAUAAAUGUACAUCUAGUAAGAGUGUUCAGUAUCCUUUAUACUGUAUGAAUGUGGAUAUUUUCUUCUUUAAAAUUGAAAAGGUAAAUUUAUUUUUUAAAUGCAAGAGCAAGAAUAUAGUGAUUUGUGUUAUUUUGAUUGUAGUUAUGGGAAAUAAAAUAGCAAUAGGUUGCCAUUGGUAUACAUGUACCUGGGAGUGUUUCACAAAGAGUUAAGUAUGACAUUAAGUCACACUUAAAUGUCCAGUUGCGCGCCAUUUAAAAGGCAUCACCACAUUGGUCAAAUCAUACAAUCAUUAACAUUGCGCAUUAUAUGAUAUGUGCACGUCGGCACUUAACGUGACUUUAAGUCACUCAUGCACCGAACUCUUUGUGAGACAGCCUCAAUACUUUGUGACCGAGUGUUGUUGCAUCAUGUCUGUUCGAACCUUGACACAUCUUUUCAAUGAACAGAUGACAAACAAGGAUACUUGCUUUGGCAAACAAAUUGUGGAAAACAUUGUACCACUGGAAUAUACGGUACAUCAUGCAAUUUUAAUGAAACUUUUCAGAAAACAAAAGAAAAGUAAUGAGUCUAACAAAACAUUUUUCAAUGAUAAGAAAAGGAAUACUAGUAGUUCUGGAACUAUGAACAAAAUACUAAAAUAAAAUGAAAAAUUGCCAAAAGUUCAAAGUAGACUUUCAUUAGUUCCUAUGCAAGAUGUGUCUUAUUAAGUGUUUUCAUGUUUCUUUAGAAUUCAAAAGACAACUACGACUUGUACACAGGCAAGAUAUUAUUACAACAGAAUAUAA
Messenger RNA from Lytechinus pictus (painted urchin), 6988 nucleotides. Its product is annotated as solute carrier family 12 member 9-like. The record is from RefSeq and is a predicted model, not a curated record. Lineage: Eukaryota; Metazoa; Echinodermata; Echinoidea; Temnopleuroida; Toxopneustidae. Gene Ontology annotation, biological process: cell volume homeostasis; chloride ion homeostasis; chloride transmembrane transport. Gene Ontology annotation, cellular component: membrane. Gene Ontology annotation, molecular function: potassium:chloride symporter activity. The transcript has 12 exons. Bases 162 to 3011 code for a protein of 949 amino acids.